This is a messenger RNA of Raphanus sativus (radish), 3412 nucleotides long. Its product is annotated as protein SUPPRESSOR OF MAX2 1. Gene Ontology annotation, molecular function: ATP binding; ATP hydrolysis activity. NCBI's taxonomy places the organism in Eukaryota, Viridiplantae, Streptophyta, Magnoliopsida, Brassicales, Brassicaceae. The record is from RefSeq and is a predicted model, not a curated record. The transcript has 3 exons. The coding region runs from base 321 to 3152 and encodes 943 amino acids.
AGGGCCUUUUCAUUUUUUUCUGCCUGGUGGAUGAGUUCAGGCAAAUCUUAUAUGUUUUCGUUAUCAUGAUCCCUUCUUCUUUUUUCUCUCUUCCUGAUCAAGAAAUCGAAGAAACACAGUUGAUAAAACCUGUCUGAAUAAUUAAGAACCCAACUAAAAAGAUUCAAUCUUUACUUCAUUCUCACCCUUAAAAAUAUAAUUAAAGAUUCCAUCUUCACACAUUUUUUCCUAAUUUUUUAAUUCCCAACAUAUAUAAUUGAAGAAAGAGAGAGAGAGAGAGAGAGAGAGAGACAGAGACAGAGUGGAAGCAACAGAGAACGAUGAGACCUGCCCCAAGUACCAUCCAACAGACUCUGACGCCGGAAGCCGCCACCGUAUUAAACCAAUCAAUCUCAGAGGCAUCACGUCGCAGCCACGGCCAAACAACACCUCUCCACGUGGCAACCACUCUCCUCGCCUCUCCCUCCGGUUACCUCCGGCGAGCCUGCAUCCGAUCACAUCCCAACUCUUCGCACCCGCUCCAGUGCCGAGCCCUCGAGCUCUGCUUCAGCGUCGCACUCGAGCGUCUCCCCACCUCUACGACGGCUCCGGGGAACGACCCGCCGAUCUCCAACGCGCUCAUGGCGGCGCUGAAGCGAGCGCAGGCUCAUCAGCGGCGCGGAUAUCCGGAGCAACAGCAGCAGCAGCCGUUGCUGGCGGUUAAAGUGGAGCUGGAGCAGUUGAUUCUAUCGAUUCUGGAUGAUCCGAGCGUGAGCCGGGUCAUGCGGGAAGCUAGCUUCUCUAGCCCCGCGGUUAAAGCGACGAUAGAACAGUCGUUGAGUAAUAACAGCAAAACGACGCCGAGUCGAAGCGUUUUGAUGACGCGGAACACGUAUGGCGGCAACACACAGUUGCAACGAUCAGGGGUUAAUGAAAACGACGACGUUGAGAGGGUGAUGGAUAUAUUGGGCAGGGGGAAGAAGAGGAACCCGGUUUUAGUCGGUGAUUCGGAGCCGGGUCGGGUUACCCGCGAGGUUUUUAAGAGAAUCGAGAGCGGGGAAGCAUCGGCGGUGGUGAAGAGCUCAGAGGUUGUGAAUUUCGAGGAGAUUGGUUCGGUGAGAAUCAGGGAGCUAGACGGGUUGCUGGAGACCCGGAUAGAGAAGAACUCGGAUACUGGAGUGGUUCUCAAUCUUGGAGACUUGAAAUGGCUCGUGGAGGGGCAACCGAGCUCGGCGGUGGGGGAGCUACGUAGGCUUCUGGAGAAAUACGAAGGAAGGUUGUGGUUUAUAGGAACCGCGACGUGCGAGACUUAUCUAAGAUGUCAAGUUUAUCAUCCGUCGAUGGAGAGUGAUUGGGAUCUUCAAGCUGUUUCGUUGGCUUCUAAAUCUCCGUCGUCAGGACUUUUCUCUAGGCUUGGGAACAGUUUGGGAUCGUCGGCUCAAUCAUUCACGCCGUUGAAGAGCUUCGUGCCUCCCAACAGGACAGUGAAGUGUUGUCCGGAGUGUUCGCAGAGUUGCGAGCGAGAGCUGUCUGAAGUUGAUUCAUUGUCUCAAGAAGUUAAAACAGAAGUAGCUCAGCCGAAACAGUUGCCACAAUGGCUAUUGAGUGUUAAACCGCAAGCAAAGAUUGAAGAAGUGCAGAAGAAAUGGAAUGAAGCGUGUGCGCGUCUUCAUCCUAGCUUUCACAACAAGACCGAGAGGAUCGUUCCGGUCCCGGUUCCGAUUCCUAUACCGUUGACAACAAGCUCCUACGGUCCCAACAUGCUUCUUCAGUCUAAGUUCCAACCUAACAGAGAGUUGCGUGAGAGGGUACCCUUGAAACCUAUGAGCUCUUUGGUGGAAGAACAAGGAAAAAAGAAGAAGAGUAGUCCUCCCGGGAGUCCGGUUCAGACUGAUCUUGUUCUUGGACGGACAGAGGUUUCGGAGAAGGCAGAGGAUGUGCAAGUGAGAGACUUCCUCGGCUGCAUAUCGUCCGAAUCAGUAGUACUGAACAACGACAAGAUCAGUGUACUUGAGAACUCUCUAGACAUUGAUUUGUUCAAGAAGCUUCUGAAAGGAAUGACAGAGAAAGUCUGGUGGCAGCACGACGCAGCCUCUGCGGUGGCGGCGACCGUUAGUCAGUGCAAGCUAGGUAACGGGAAACGACGCGGUGUUUUAUCGAAAGGAGAUGUUUGGUUACUCUUCUCAGGACCAGACAGAGUCGGUAAGAGAAAAAUGGUGUCUGUUCUGUCUUCUCUCGUAUACGGGACCAAUCCUAUAACGAUCCCGCUCGGUUCGAGACAAGACGGCACAGAUGGGAACCAUAACAUCCGUGGUAAGACCGUGGUGGAUAGGAUCGCGGAAACCGUUAAGAGGAGUCCGUUCUCCGUUAUAUUGCUUGAAGAUAUCGAUGAAGCUGAUAUGUUGCUGCGUGGAAGCAUCAAACGAGCGAUGGAUAGAGGGAGGAUAACCGAUUCUCACGGCCGUGAGAUCAGUUUAGGUAACGUGAUCUUUGUCAUGACAGCGAGCUGGCAUCUUUCUACGAAAACGUGUUCCCUUGAUAGUGAAGAGAAGCUACGUGACUUGGCGAGUGAGAGGUGGAGUUUGAGGUUGUGUAUGCGGGAGAAGAUCGGGAAACGUAGAGCCAGCUGGCUGUGUAGCAGCAGCGAGGACGAGAGGGUGGCGACUAAACCGAAGAAAGAAGGUUUAUCGUUCGAUCUAAACCAAGCUGCUGAUACAACGGACAGUACCAGCGAUCUAACGACGGAUAACGAUCAAGAAGAGCAAGGUUUUAGCGGGAAGCUGUCUUUGCAAUGCGUGCCGUUUGCGUUCCACGAGCUGGUUAGCCGUGUAGACGAUGCGGUGGCGUUCAGGGCGGUUGAUUUCGGAGCUGUGAGACGGAGGAUCUCGGAUACGUUGUCGGAGAGGUUCACGGCGGUUGUAGGCGAGUCUUUGUCGAUGGAAGUGGAGGAGGAGGCGCUUCAGAGAAUCUUGAGCAGUGUAUGGUUAGGGCGGAUGGAGUUAGGGGAGUGGAUUGAGAAGGUGAUUGUUCCGGUUUUGAGCCAGGUUAAGGCUCGAGUGACUACUUCCGGUACUUACGGUGACCGUACGGUUGCUCGGCUGGAGCUAGAUGAAGGUUCUUGUGAACGGAGCGGUUGUGAUAUACUGCCGACGAGUGUUACGUUGGCAAUGUGAGCGAGUAAAAAAAACAGAGAUUGAGUUUUUUGUUAAUGGGACUGUGGAAGGGUAGAGAUGUAAAUAUGUCUCAACUGGUUUUUGGCGGGGAGUAAAAGAAAACAGUUAACUGUUAGAAAGAUGUUUAUAGUUUUUUUUGUUCGACAGUCUAGUUUUUGUGUUAAUGUAAGGAGGGGUGAUAGAUUAUAGAACUCUAGAUUAUAUAUAUUUAUUUGAUAGGUAUAAAAUGAAUUAUUAAUAAAGUUUAAGUAUUUUUUCUA